Messenger RNA from Sceloporus undulatus (fence lizard), 4338 nucleotides. It is a transcript of the gene UBASH3A, whose product is annotated as ubiquitin associated and SH3 domain containing A. Gene Ontology annotation, cellular component: cytoplasm. The record is from RefSeq and is a predicted model, not a curated record. The transcript has 14 exons. Bases 11 to 1882 code for a protein of 623 amino acids. Gene Ontology annotation, molecular function: protein binding. Gene Ontology annotation, biological process: negative regulation of T cell receptor signaling pathway. NCBI's taxonomy places the organism in Eukaryota, Metazoa, Chordata, Lepidosauria, Squamata, Phrynosomatidae.
AAAGAGAGAGAUGGCGGCAAGUGAGAUACCACUAUAUUCAAAAGUCUUGAACAAGCAUAAAAACAGAAAUACCCAGUCGUUACUGGAGCCUCUCUUGAAUGAUGGAUUCUCUGUACAUACAGCACUAAAAGCUUUGGCAGCUACUGGACAAAGAUCAGUAGAAGAUGCAACCAAAUGGUUGCAUUCUCACUGCAAUGAUCCUUCUUUGGAUGAUCCUAUCCCACAAGAAUAUGCCCUCUAUUUGUGCCCAACGGGACCACUCAAUGACAUACUGAUGGAGUUUUGGAAAGAAAGCAAACAUCAGUGUGGAAAAAACAGAGCCCACGAAAUUUUCCCGCACAUCACCCUUUGUGAAUUCUUUACGUGUGAAGAUCAAAAGGUUUGUGGCUUAUAUGAAGCCUUAAAAAGAGCAGGUGACCGAUUUUCCAGCUGCUUCCCCACCAUCAUCUCUCUCUCACUUCAUUCCUCCAGCAGCUACAUUGGCUUCUUCCUUAGCGAUGGUCCUUCAAAUAUCAUCAAAUCAUUUGCUGCAGCUUUUGCCACAGAGGCAAUGACCUUAGCAGACUGUUCUAUUAAACCUUCAACCAAGCAGCUCCAUCUUACAUUGGCCAACAAAUUUUAUCCUCACCAUCAAAAGACUUUGGAACAACUGGCCAAAUCAAUCAAUCCAAAGCAAGCCUGCAACUGGAUGGCAGCUCUGUAUUCCAGAGACAUGCGCUUUGUGCAUUACCAGGUUUUGAGAGCCUUAUUCCAGUAUAAGCCUCAGAACAUUGAUGAACUGAUGCUGAGUGCUGGGGAUCAUGUAUAUGUUGACCGAAUACAAUCAGUAGAUGCUUGCAGUGGCUGGGUGAUAGGUGUCUCCCACCGAACUGGGUGCCGGGGAUUUCUUCCUGAGAAUUACACAGAAAAAGCCAAUGAAUCUGAUACCUGGGUAAAGCACAGAGAAUAUUUUUUUACUCUAGCUUCAGAACAGUCUCCCAAGAAUCAAACUGAACUAAGCAUUAAACAGAAGAACCCAAGUCCGCUGCCAAGGAAUGUAGCCAAAAUGUCUGCUCCACAGUUUUUUGGGAAAGGCCCAGCUCAAAGAAGCCUUUUGGUGAUCCGCCAUGGAGAAAGGGUAGAUGAGGUGUUUGGGAAGUCUUGGCUUCAGCAGUGUUUUGCUGCCAAUGGGAAAUAUUAUCGAGCAGACCUGAAUUUCCCUUCCAAUCUACCAAACCGAAAAGAUGGUAUCAACACUUUUGAACAUGAUCCUCCUUUAUCAUCCUGUGGUAUAUUCCAGUCUAAACUAAUUGGUGAAGCUCUGCUAGAGAAGGAGGUGAUGGUUUCCUGUGUAUAUUCUUCUCCAGCACUGCAUUGUAUCCAGACUGCUCAGCAUUUGUUAGAAGGUCUUCAGCUGGAGCAAAGAGUUCAGAUUCGUAUUGAACCAGGCCUCUUUGAAUGGACUAAGUGGGAGGCAAACACAACAAUUCCCUCGUUUAUGACAGAAAGAGAACUGACAGAAGUAAAUUAUAGCAUAGAUACCACAUACAGAUGUAAUUUUCCUCUCUCUUCUCUGAUGCCAUCUGAAGGAUAUGAGGACUAUACUAACAGAUGCUCUGCAAGUAUAAAACACAUCAUUGGCUCCAGUGCAACUGAAGGCAACAUCCUAAUUGUUGGCCAUAGUUCAUCUCUGGAUUCCUUCACCCGGCCAUUAUUGGGUCUUUCUGCCAGGGAGAGCAAUGAUUUUGCACAGUUUGUCCGAAAGAUACCGUCACUGGGAAUGUGUUUCUGUGAAGAGCGUACACAGGAAAGAAAAUGGCAAAUGACUAAUCCUCCAGUCAAGAUGUUAACCCAUGGAUCAAAUGUUGCAUUUAACUGGAAACACAUCCUUUUGGAAAAUUAAGCAACAUUUAUUUACUCUAAAUAUGAAUUUAUGUUGUACUGAUUCAACAGAAUUACCUAGUUAACCCAAAAUCCUUCCCUGUAAUCUGUUUCUUGCUUACAGCUAAGUAAUAUAACUCAGGAACUGAUUCUGAUGGAAUGGAAAGGAUAUUCUUUGUGUGAAAAUUUAAAUUAAGCAUGUCUGUAAUUCAUUUGGCCAGUAAUUAAUGCAUAACCAUCAUAGUUAUGGAGUGUCACAGUGGCUGCCAGCCCAACCUUUCCAGCCCUAAUCUACUGGGCAGCAGCUGCUGCAGUAGACAGAGAUCCAUUCCUCUAUAGUUCCAGAAGCAGCUGAGUGAUGUUUCCAUUCCCUCCCAUAAGAGAUCUCCAGUAUGACAGUCAAAAGCAGGAUCCCUCUCGCACUUUCCCUUUGCAGCAAAGAUCAUUUCGACCUAACAGAAUUUUGACCCAGGUUUUCAGAUUUUUUAAAGUAAUCCAGGGGAAGAAAGAAAUGCAGCUAAGAAAUAAAAUCUGUACAUUUCAGUUUUAACAAUGCAUACUGCUUCCACCAAAUAACUGCAGCAGCAAUGAAAUACAGUAAUUGUUAAAUGAUUUGCAACACAUUUUAAGAAACAAGAACAACCUUAUCUACUGCUGUUGCAAAAAUUGUGUAUUGUGAUAAAACCAACUUUACAUUUCAGCCUAGUACCGGCUUUACAUUUCCUGAGCUGGUAUUAAUGUGAUAAAACUAUUAUCAUUACAGUUGGUACUCUCAUCCUAAGAUAAGACAGCACACAUAUUGAUUCAGUUAUUCAUGUUCUCAGUUACAUGGAAACUGUCUUUUGUGCAGAGAAGGAAAUACCAUCUUCACAUAACUUUUUCUGCUUUUAGUAUACCAUUACAGGUGAUUAUCACACGGUAUACAGGAUGUCAUUCUUCUGCCCUUCCUUCGGAGGGACUUUCAUUUAACAUCGCACUUAUCUGGACAUUGUCCCAUCCAGAAAACACUAAGGACAGUGAUCGCACAAAAGCUUUUCAAAUGAUGCCAUGCUGAUCCUGGCAUUGUCUCGUCAUUGAAGUGGCUUUGCCCCAGCAUUUUGGAUUAACGAGAGUUCGCAUUAAUGCAAUGCCACUUCAAUGACAGGAUCAGCAUGUCUGAUAUGAAAGACUUUCAUGCGAUCCCACCUACCCCCCAAUGGAUGGAAGAGUGAUCCUGUCCCUAUUUCAUCUGAGUGUAAUAAUCUCCACAGUCAUGGAUGGAGAAUGUUCAUUAGAACUCAGUGGUGCACAUUAGGCAAGGCAAAUGGCCCUGAUAUGGAUGUAGAUGGUGGGGUUUUUUUAGUGUUUUUAUUUGCUUGUGUAAAGCACCUUCACUCCAUUUUUCUACCAAAUAGUUUUCUUCAGUUUUUUCCCCCAGAGAAUCUGUACAAGCAAGACACAGUCUGCCUAAAAGCUUAACAUUUGGAACUCUGGCAUUAAAGGAAAGGGAAACAAGAAAAAUUAAGGAACAAUUUUUUUAAAGAGCUGGCUCCACUCAGUGGGGCAAAUGUGUUGGGAAGUGAAGUAUUUCUUGCUGUGGUUCCUGAAGUGUUUAAAAACAUUCAAAUGAUGUUUCUGUUGUCUUGGACCUUUUUCUGCUGUUCCCAGUAUGGGCUGCAACAUUUUAUUCCCAACAUGUUGAGAAAUAUCAAAACAAUAUGUUUCCUUUUCUUCUCUUCCUUUUUUAUUUAUAUUUAUUUUAGAACUAUAGUGCUAUAAUGUCUCGGUGCAUUAAAAGGACACUUUUGCAGCAUAACUCAGAUAGUCCAAAAAUAUUAAAAAGAGGAUACAAUUUGUCCUUCACAGCAUAGGGGCACUUUAGCAACUAUGCUGCAGUUUAAAAACACCAAUAUAAGAGCCCUACUGAAGAUCCAAAGGAAAAAAAAGGUACAAACGGUUCCCUAAAGAAUGGAACAAGAGGUGACAACAACCCAUAUGUAAGAACGCAUAUUUCUUUAGACCAGUCUGGAACAGCCCAUCAUCAUGUUUUGAAAACCUUAUUUGAAACAUGCCCACAAAGGUUAUAACUCAAGGCUACUUCAUGUAAAAUAGCCUUGAUAGGGCCUGUCAAGUAACACUUGCUGCAGAGCUGUAGUCUAUUGUGUUUUUUGCUUCAUGUGUUAUAUACAACAUGUUUCCAAAAUAUCUAUAUUUAUUAUAAACUGGGUUUGAUCCAGACUUAAUAAUACUGGCUCCUGCUUUGGGUUUAAUCUGAACUUCAAAGGAGGUACCAAAAGUGCUGAAUGCCACCCUCAAAAUAUAUUCAGACCCUUGGACUAAAACCUGGAACAAAUUCACCAUAACGCCUCAACUGCUACUGUGUGUAUCUGUGUUGUUGUUAUCUGCCUUCAAGUCAUUUUCAACUUAAGACCCUGUCACAAGUUUUUCUGGGGCUGAGAGUACCACUCCCCCAGGAGGUUUCCAUGGCCGAGCAGAGAA